This is a messenger RNA of Peronospora matthiolae, 1032 nucleotides long. The record is from the annotation of a GenBank genome assembly. Lineage: Eukaryota; Oomycota; Peronosporomycetes; Peronosporales; Peronosporaceae.
AUGACCAAGCGACGCGAGCUGAAUGUGCGCGAGCUGCUCGAGCUGGAGCGCCAGAUCUACCAGGAGAGUAUCGACCGUGUGCGGCAGCAGCAAGAGCAGCUGCGAGCCGGGACGCUGGACGACUUUGUCCGGCGCUGCCAGCCGUUCGAAGCGGACCGGGAGCAGGAGCUGCAGGUGGCGCAGCACCAGUACCGCUUUUCACUGGCAGACGCGCAGAGUCUUUUUGACUUUGACGUGCAGCAAGCGAACGACGUGUUUCGGUCGGACGAGCAGCAACUGAAGCUUGAGUUGCUCGAACGGGUCCGACGUCGGCGACAGCGACUUGAAAAGCGGCUUCAGUCGAUGAAUGACGGAGUUUUUGACACGAGCAACUUGGAGGCCGUAAAAACGACACGCGUGGACAAUAUUGACACCCAGGUGAGCAAACUGGAGCCGGAAGUGCUGGAAAAACAGCUGCGACGCGCGCAACGGAGGAUGACCACGAGGUUCAAUUUCCGACAUUUGUCGCGGGGCAUUUUGCCGACUCCGGAACGGAUUGUAGGGGACGUUUUCACCGAGUGUGGGAAGGUGCAGAGGAAUCGAGAGAGAGACGAGGGCGUGAAGAUGGGGGAAGAGGAGGGGGCCGAGCAGAAGGUGGAGGUGGCGAUUGGAGAGAGCGGAGAGCAGUUGGUGUGUCAUGGAGUCAAUGGGGACAGUGGCGAGGUCAUGGACGAGACGUUUCAAGUGGGAGACGCAGUGGUGUUAGCGUCGCAGUUGACCGAGGAAGACUUUCAAGGAUUCGUGUCGGGUCUUUCGCAGGAAGAGGUCAAGUUGGUGCUGGUGUGUGGAUCGCACGUUCGCGUGACGCUUGCGCGACUACGUAGUGGUCAGUGCGCUCUACGAAAGCAGUCGGAGGCAGUUGUUAUGGAAAAGAAGUCGUUGCCUGGUGUGGCGGCGAGUUUACAAGAGCUGGUGCGGGAUCCACCGGAUGUUCGUCGACGCGCUGCUGCAAUUAUGAGCAGACUCGAGCAGAAGACGACCAGCGAUAGCUGA